CAGUGUGGUGAGUUACCCUACACGUCGGGGCGGUGUUUGUUCUUGCACCUGGAUAUAUAAAACUCGUAUACAUAUUCAGUAUACGGAUAAAGUGGAUACUAAUCGGUACUUUAGUGUUAUUGUAGUGUAGUACUGUGGAUAGUCGUAGGUGAAGGGGUACGCAGCGCUACGUCUUUACCAAAGACAUCGUGAUGAGGUGGCGCUGACCUCACGUGACCUCCCUCUCCCUGAUCUGACCCUCCCGGCACCACCAUGGAGUACGAAAAGGGCGACCUGGUGUGGUUUGACCCCGGGCUGGGCUACGUCCUGCCCGGCGAGGUCAUGGAGUUCCACAGAGCAGGUCAAGUCAUCACUGUCCAAGCUGUCAUAGGAGGCAAGUCGCAGGUGUUCACGCUCACCAACCUCUCGUCAGUCCGGCGGCGUCAGGACCUGGGACCCACCGGCGUUGAGGACAUGAUCUGUCUCUCGGAUCUGAACGAGGCGUCGCUGUUGUGGAACCUCAAGAUCAGAUAUGACAAGGAAAUGAUAUACACAUACACGGGCAGCAUCCUGGUGGCGGUCAACCCCUACAGAAUGUUCGACAUCUACGGGCUGGACACUGUCAAGAAGUACGAGGGUCAGAUCCUGGGCACCUUACCCCCACACAUCUUUGCCAUCGGGUCAGCAGCGUACUCCCGGAUGAGCAAGGACUCGACAAAUCAGUGUGUAGUGAUCUCCGGUGAGUCCGGCGCGGGCAAAACGGAGUCCACCAAGCUGAUCAUGCAGUACCUGGCCGCCGUCAAUAAGUCCCAGAGUAACCUUAUCACUGAGCAGAUCCUGGAGGCCUCCCCACUCCUGGAGUCCUUCGGCAAUGCCAAGACCAUUAAGAAUGACAACUCAUCCCGCUUUGGGAAGUACCUCGAGGUUUACUUCAAGGAUGGAGUGAUCACAGGAGCGAGGAUCACGGAGUACCUGCUGGAGAAAUCCCGCAUUGUGACUCAGGCGCAUGAAGAGAGGAACUACCAUGUCUUCUAUGAGCUGCUGGCCGGCUUACCUGAGGAGAGCAAGGCUAAGUAUGGCCUCACUUCCGCUGACAAGUACUUCUAUCUCAACCAGGGCGGGAGUUGUCAGCUGGAGGGGAAGUAUGAUGGGGAAGACCUGCAGGCCCUCCUCUCCGCCAUGCAGGUACUUGGCUUCUCUACUCAGGAACAGGACACCAUCUUCAGGAUCCUUGCUGCAGUCCUCCACCUGGGCAACGUCUAUUUCCACCGCAAGCAGCUGCGUCACGGGCAGGAAGGCGUAGAGAUCGGCAGUGAAGCGGAGAUUAAGUGGGCAUCUCACCUCCUUCAGAUAGACGAUGUGGGCAUCAAACGGGCUCUCACCACUAAAAUCACCGAGGCGCGGAACGAGAGGGUGUUCACGCCACUGAACAUCGACCAAGCCCUAGACGCCCGUGAUGCUGUGGCCAAGGCACUAUACUCAUCCCUCUUUUCGUGGCUGGUGCGUCGUAUCAACCAGAUCAUCCACAAGGGCUCCAGGAAGACACACAUCUCCAUCCUCGACAUCUUUGGCUUUGAGAUUUUCAAGGUGGGUCCUCGUGGCUGUGGUGAAAACAGCUUCGAGCAGCUGUGUAUCAACUACGCCAACGAGAAACUGCAGUUCCACUUCAACAAACAUAUCUUCAAGCUGGAGCAGCAGGAAUAUGCAAAGGAAAAAAUUGACUGGCAAAACAUUGAGUUCCAGGACAACCUGCCUUUGAUUGAGCUGGUGGCCCGCAAGCCUGUGGGGAUUCUUCACCUGCUGGAUGAUGAGAGUAACUUCCCCAAGGCCACUGAUCAUUCAUUCCUUGAAAAGUGUCACUACAACCAUGCCCUCAAUGAACUCUACUCUAGACCCAGAAUGUCAUCCAUGGAGUUUGGGAUCAAGCACUACGCAGGGCAGGUGUGGUACAGUGUAGAAGGCUUCCUCGAUAAAAACAGAGACACACUCAGGAAUGAUGUUGUCGAGCUCCUCAUCUCCUCCAAGUUGUCCAUGCUGUCAGAGAUGUUCUUGGAUGUGCGAUUGUCGUCGGAGAACAAGACACUCACGAAGGCUAAUGGCCGCUUUGUCACCAUGAAGCCCAGGACGCCCACUGUGGCUGCCCGCUUCAAUGACUCCCUGACCCACCUCAUGGAGGGCAUGGCCAAAUGUAAUCCAUGGUUCAUACGGUGUAUUAAGCCUAAUAAUGAGAAGGCACCGCUCAAGUUGGACAUGCCUUGUGUGCUGGAACAGCUGAGGUACUCAGGUAUGCUGGAGACCAUCAAGAUCCGCCAGCAGGGCUUCCCAGUGCGCUUACGCUUCAACCACUUUGCUGACCGGUACCGCUGUCUUGUCCCAGGACAGGUUCCCAGAGGAGCACCCUCCAAGGAGAUCUGCCGGGUGGUGUUGGACAGUGUGUCUCGGGGCACCCGUGGCGCCUUCCAGCUGGGCACCACCAAGAUCUUCCUGAGAGAGGCACUAGAGCAAAUUCUGGAACAGGAGCGCUAUAAGAGACUCUCUCACUCUGUAGUUACCCUCCAGCGACAUGUCCGUGGUUACCUGGCACGCAGGAGGUACCGGACACAGCAGCGCAGUGCAGUUUUAAUUCAGGCAGUGGUGCGCAUGUGGAGUACUCGUCGGCGGUACCGCAACCUGCGAUUGGCAGUUGUCAAGGCCCAGGCCUUGGCCAGAGGCAAGAGCACACGCAUACGCUUCGCCAGGCUCAAGGAGGAAAUGGCCCGACGGAAGAGGGCAGAGGAGUUGGCGAAACAGCGAGCAGAGAGGGAGGCCCUCCAGAAUCAGGCGGAGCAGGAGAGGGUCCAGCGCUCAGUGGCCGGCGUCAACCACCUGGAGAUACCGGCAGAGCUCGCCUUCAUUCUCUCCAAGGUCAACGACUGGCAGAAGCCCCAUGGAGAGAGGAACAUCGUGCGGGCCGGGGCGCCGGUCCGACCAGCCGCCAUACACUACAACCUGCCCCAUGACAUCGACUACCACCCCUACUCCAAGUUUACCAGCAUAUACUUCAAGUCACACAUCUGGGGGAUGAAACGGGAGCCCAUCAAGACUCCCUUCUUGUCCAAAUCGAGGGAUGCCGACUACAGCGACUCCCUUGCCGUGUUCAAGCUCAUCCUGCGGUUCAUGAACGACCACACACUCUCCGGUGUCAGGGAGACUGUCCUGGGCAACUACAUCGCUAAUAAGGGGCUAAUGAACGACAGGAUGCAGGACGAGAUUCUAUGUCAACUGUGUAACCAAACGUGGCGCAACGACAACACAGCUAACGCUGAGCGAGGCUGGGUGCUCCUGGCCAACUGUCUCUCUGUCUUUCCCCCAUCAUCCACACUCUACAAGUACAUCCUCAAACACGUGUCAGACCACGGACUCAAUGGGUACGCGGGACUGUGUCAGCGGAAGUUGCUGUCCUCUUACAAGAGAUCGUCUGGAGUGGCCCGCUCCUUCCCUCCCACAGACCUGGAAUGGCGAGCCAAUCGCAAGAGGGCGCGCAUGGCCCUGGAGGCGCGCUUCCCAGAUGGCAAUGUGGGCAUAGGUGAAGUAGACUCGUGGACCACAGCCGAGGAGUUUGCUUCAGGCCUGCUGGAGGAGAGAGGAGUCAUUGAAACAUCUGGCUGGACAGUCGCCAUCAUUGAGGACGACGCCAUCACAGAAACACCAGGCCUUGAGUAUGUCUUGGACCUUAUUGGAGAGAGAGAGUUACCACCAGCCUUCCCUAAGUGCAACUCCAGCCUCCUUCCCACAGGAGCACAACCAGAACGUCGAGUCUCAGCACCUGUCCUACUGCCGCAGCUGGUCGUGACGGAUGGCGAACCUAUUGAGGAGUCCCCAGUGGUGGCUCGCAGCCUAACAUUUCCCCUCGUGUUGCAGGACCCGGUCUCCGCCAGCCCUAACAAGAAAGUUGUCACGGGAGGCAUUGGAGGCACAUGA
Messenger RNA from Homarus americanus (American lobster), 3939 nucleotides. Its product is annotated as unconventional myosin-XV-like. Bases 253 to 3939 code for a protein of 1228 amino acids. Lineage: Eukaryota; Metazoa; Arthropoda; Malacostraca; Decapoda; Nephropidae. Gene Ontology annotation, cellular component: cytoskeleton; myosin complex. The record is from RefSeq and is a predicted model, not a curated record. Gene Ontology annotation, molecular function: ATP binding; cytoskeletal motor activity; protein binding. The transcript has 26 exons.